Messenger RNA from Fusarium oxysporum Fo47, 743 nucleotides. RefSeq names its product cyclophilin-like domain-containing protein. The transcript is spliced from 2 exons. Gene Ontology annotation, molecular function: peptidyl-prolyl cis-trans isomerase activity. The coding region runs from base 84 to 587 and encodes 167 amino acids. Gene Ontology annotation, cellular component: catalytic step 2 spliceosome. Lineage: Eukaryota; Fungi; Ascomycota; Sordariomycetes; Hypocreales; Nectriaceae. The record is from RefSeq and is a predicted model, not a curated record. Gene Ontology annotation, biological process: protein folding; protein peptidyl-prolyl isomerization.
AAGCAGCAUUAAAUAAUCUUCUUCCAAACUAAAAAAUAACAUCUCCUUCAUCGCUGAACACCAUUAUCUUGAAGACAACGACUAUGUCAGUCACGCUGCACACGUCGCACGGCGACAUUAAGGUUGAGAUAUACUGCGAAAGUGUUCCCAAAACUGCAGAGAAUUUCCUUGCCCUCUGUGGCUCUGGCUACUACGAUAAAUCUCCAUUCCACCGCCUCAUCCCCAAGUUCAUGGCACAGACUGGCGCACCCGCAACACCAAACCCCCCCGAUAACCCCAAAGGCGGACGCAGCAUAUGGGGAGGCGCGUUUGAAGACGAGAUCCGGCCAGCGCUACGACACGGCGCUCGAGGCGUGCUGUCGAUGGCCAACAAGGGACCUGGGACAAACGGAUCGCAAUUCUUUAUCACAUUCGACAAGGCGCCGCAUCUGGACGGACUCAACACUGUAUUUGGACGCGUCAUCGGAGACGAGGGUUUAGCGACAUUGGCUAAGAUGGAAGCUAUCGAGGUGGACCGCAAGAACAGACCCAAGGAGCCAGUUCGUAUCGAAAAUGUGACGAUCCACGCCAACCCGAUCGCUGGUUGAGAUAACGACAAUGUCCUUCGUACUUCUUGUCACGCCAUGACAUUGCACCAUACCUCCUCGAACGAAGCACUGUACUACCGUUACGGCACAUCACUGAAGGAAGACGAAAAUGGCAAACGAUUUACCACACGAAACUUCAUUUUGAAGACUAUCAUU